This is a messenger RNA of Haliotis rubra (blacklip abalone), 2304 nucleotides long. RefSeq lists its product as uncharacterized. The coding region runs from base 1720 to 2304 and encodes 194 amino acids. The transcript is spliced from 5 exons. Lineage: Eukaryota; Metazoa; Mollusca; Gastropoda; Lepetellida; Haliotidae. The record is from RefSeq and is a predicted model, not a curated record.
AUACCACUCACGAAGGUGAAGGCCGGUCAAUAAGCUGUCACAAGUUACAACCAGGUAGUAAUACUACACUGAAAACCAUUGGGUACCCAGCUAGGCAGACCCAGCACUCAGGGCACUGAGCGGAGGGGAGGUCGGAGAUGAACACAGGUACAUGCCGAGCCUGUUCCUCUGCUGAGAAGAAAUACAAGGAGAGGGGCGGCGACCCCAACUGCUUCGUGUUGCACGGUGAGCGAGACGUCAUCACUGCGCCCAGGUCGGACAAGGAGAAGCGGAAACAGAAGAAGGUGUUACAGGACAAGCUGGAGAAGAGAGCAGCAGCCUUGAGGAACACCCGAGGAGGAGUUGUCAUUGUCCACCUUCACGGUCAGCUCCAGACUGACCGAUAUCUUGAAUACUUUGAUGAGUUCAUUGGCAACCCGCUCUCUGAACUUACUGAGGAUGGCCGACUUUUUGUAGACACAUAUGUGCGUGAGUGGCUGUCCAGUCUGCCAGGAUUGGAGGAUUUCAGUGAUUUCGUUCUCAUAAACGUGCGCAAGACAGCGGGCGUUGCUACAGUGGAUUUCUGCACCAAGACUUGUAACGAUUUUGAAAAAAAGAAUCCAUCAAUUUUAAACGUCUUAUCGAUUCUCUCGCGAACAUUUUACACGAAAACCCGCAAGCCCCAAAUCCGAGGUAUUCCACUUUCAGAGAAUAUACAGAAACUGCACGAGAACAGGGCAGUAGAGCUGAAAACCUUUAUAAACCCAGACGCUGAAAAUGAUGUUGUACUGUUUGUUGAUCAUGUCUGGUUCGACCUGAAACUGAGAGAAAACCUGACAUCCCUGACGAAGGUGGACCACGGGGUUCAUUCUACGUUGGUAUUACAGAGGAGAAGAAGCAGAGUGGUUUGUACAAAACAAAAAACCCUAAAAUACUUGGCUUUCGUGUCAGUUUUCCACAUGAGGACAUUACAGAACUCCUACAAAAGAAAAUAGCAGAACAUGUCACAGUUUUACAGUUGAAUGGACGAUUUGAAGAUGCUCCUUCUGAUCUGAUUGAGAUUGCUUUUCAUGAAGUUCGUGAGAGUCACCCCCAGAAGUAUGUGCUUGAGAUUGCAGUGAGGCACGUUGACGGUAUUGUGUUCUAUGACAAGGAGGGGCCCCGAACCUACCUCAUAGACCACGGGAACAUCGUCAGGAUGACGCGAGUAGAGUGGCUGCACAGGAUCACCUGUCGCCUGCCGCCAUGGAUCAUAUAAGCAAUUCUCACUGUGACUGGUAGCUAUAUAUUACCUCAAUUAACAAACACUAUUAUCACGCUUUUCUCCAAGUGUUUUAAGUAUGUAGCAGGACUGCGUCAGUCAAACACAGACAACAGACGCUACUUUUUGUUCUUCAAUGGCCGAUGGUUUAUUAGAGAUGUGGGUAGUGAAAGCAACAACCCUGAAACAAUCAGGUGUACAAUAUAAUAAAUGCAGCAAUAUACACAUAUCCUAAAUACAGACAUACACAUAUAAUUCGUACAUAUGCUAUAACAUUACAAAAUAGUUGCUUCAGUAAACAAUUACUGUGUACAAACUGUAUUUCAUUUUCAUCACGAACAAGAAUCUCGGACGUCUAAUGUACGAAUGAUGCAGGUAGUGGACCGGACGUCUAAUGUACGAAUGAUGCAGGUAGUGGACCAUAACUGAAAUCAAAAAAGCUACUGAGCUACAAAUCUACAAACCUACCAAGCCCAAAGAUGUCGACCACGACUGAGAGCUCGGGGAGUCCGUAUCAGUCUGACGGAGAGGUCUCCUGCUGCUUCACCAAGCAUUAUGACUCCACCUGUUCUGAGGACAGUGAGAAGGACACGCCAGAUUCGAGAGAUGCCGAGGAGCCUGCACACUUCUGGACUGGGAUGGGCAUCAGUCGUUUCAUCAACCAGCUCCACAACAGUGACGAACCUGAAGACCGACUACAUGUUUAUCCAGUUGGAUCUGAGCAGUACCUGGAACCAUUGAUAUUCAACAACAUUAAAAGCCUAGCACGAGGUAAAGGGAGUUUUGUGUUCGUCAGUUCUGGUUUGAUGAAAGAUUUGAAGAUGCUGCACAAGACCCGAGUCCCGCCAUGCGUCAUAUGUGACAUCUGUAUCUUCACACCAGAGAAACCAGUAACUUUGCUGACAUUUGUUGCCACGGACAACAGACUGAGUCAAAUCUACAGCUACACUUCCUGCCUUCGCGAGGGCGAUGACGUCAGCAGUGAGGAGAAGUUUGGCGUCCUUCCAGCUAGUCCACGGCGUGGUGACCCCGGACACGUGGCGGUCAAGCAGCGCAUUCAGUGA